Messenger RNA from Scylla paramamosain (green mud crab), 1507 nucleotides. RefSeq lists its product as uncharacterized. The record is from RefSeq and is a predicted model, not a curated record. The coding region runs from base 57 to 1013 and encodes 318 amino acids. The transcript is spliced from 8 exons. Lineage: Eukaryota; Metazoa; Arthropoda; Malacostraca; Decapoda; Portunidae.
CAAAUGCUAAAUCAUUAUAGUGUAGUGUGGUGAGAGGAGUCACGGGAUGCGAUAAGAUGUUCAGUUCAGCUUCAGACAUCAUGAAGUGUGUGUUACUUGUGUCUCUUCUCUGUUCAUGGGUGGCGGUGUCGAGGGCGUGGGUGCUGUGGUCGAGGGAGUUGCCCCAAGCUGACCAGCCGCAACAAGACCAGGCAGAGGAGAGCAGCGGGACGGAGGUGCUGCGAAUGGUAGAGGCGCUGGGACGUGAGCUGAGUGACAUGGCGGGGCGGGAGGACGCGUGGCUCAACAGGUAUGAGGACGUGGCGCAGGCAAUGAAGGAAAACAACAAGGCCAGCGAGGAAUUACUCUCCAUCAGCAGGAUGGCGGUGCCGGUGAUCUGGAAUAUGUACUGGGGGAAUUCCAUGAUGCACUUCAUGACGGCGGUGUGGGAAGAGGGAGGCGUGGCGGGACAUGGCUUCUCUUCAAGGGGUCACGUGCCGCCGCCCCCUCCAAAGUUUGUGUUCGUGUAUCCCACUGAGCUGACGGCGGACAAGGCAUUCGUGAUUCAGGCCAUGGUUGUGCCCACCGCCGAGGCCAACCUCGGUUUCUGCGCGUAUUUUGAGCCAGAAGAAGGAGACGAGCUGGACUUCGAUAACGGUGAUAUUUUCUUCGCAUCACACAUCAGAUGGCACUUUGACUACGGAAACAGCAGAGAGAUAGCGUUCAAUGACAGAUACAACGGGGAGUGGUCACGUCCUGAGGUUACUGUCGGCGGCGACCAGUGGCCUGAUUUCACAGUUGGCGAGAGGUUCGUUAUCUCCGUGACAAAGAUGGGACCGUGCUUCAUCAUCAACAUCGUGCUGGGGCGGGAUUUGCAUGUCAGCAUUCCCAAGCCCAUGCAGGGAAUCACCUUCUGUCCCAAGCAACCAAGGACAGGUGACCCACGUAAGCUGUGGCUGACCCUGAACGAGGACAACGCUGGCGCUGGCGAGAUUAAGCUGCACUGGCUUACCUGGGUACCCCUGCGCUGGUAGGCAGGUGCGGUGAGGGUGGCACAGGGCGAGGGGACCUCACCUGUAAUGGCGGAGUAUUGUAGUGGUAGUACUAGGGUGUAUGUACGCAGUAUUGCCUCAUUUGCCCUUUGAGAACUGUAAUGUUGAUGGUAAUGGGAGAAGUUGGGAGGCCAGAAGUAGACUGUAAAAAAUAAUCAUAAGUAAAAAAAAUCCUGCUCUCAAAAAAAAAAAAUAAAAAAAAUAAUAAUUUCCUUUUUCUUUUUCUUUUUUUUUCUUUUUCUUUUUUUUUCUUUCAAAUGAACGGUCAGUUUAGUUUUGGAGGUGUCUUGGUGCUGGUCUCUUCAAACACUUCAAGUCAAAGGGAAAAACAGAAGCGAAUAUAGAGUUACUGAGUCAGCGCCUUCACACCCAGCCCUCCUCCCUGAGUGGCGCCACAUGCCCCACUGUGGCGGCGCCUUCACACCCAGCCAUAUCUCCCUGUGCUUUUGUGGCAAGAUAAACCAUGAAAACGAAAA